Calidris pugnax (ruff) is the source of this 390-nucleotide messenger RNA. RefSeq names its product cyclin-dependent kinase inhibitor 1-like. Gene Ontology annotation, molecular function: cyclin-dependent protein serine/threonine kinase inhibitor activity. Gene Ontology annotation, cellular component: nucleus. The transcript has a single exon. Gene Ontology annotation, biological process: signal transduction by p53 class mediator; regulation of mitotic cell cycle. Bases 1 to 390 code for a protein of 129 amino acids. NCBI's taxonomy places the organism in Eukaryota, Metazoa, Chordata, Aves, Charadriiformes, Scolopacidae. The record is from RefSeq and is a predicted model, not a curated record.
AUGGAGCAGAGGCCAGGGAAGACAACCCACACCUGGAGGAACCUCUUUGGCCCUGUGGACCAUGAGCAGCUGCAUCAGGUCUUGCAGCACGUGCUACGCAACAGCGUGGAGGGGGCCCAGCAGAGGUGGAACUUUGAUUUCCUCCAGGACACGCCGGAGGAUGGGGUUCUGCAGUGGGAAGAACUUGAAGGCCACGAGGUGCCAGCCUUCUACCACAGCUGCGUGGUGGGAGAUGCUCGGAGUCCACUGCAGCGCUUGAACACACCCCUGGGCAGAGAGGACAAGACUCAUCAUUUUGUCCAGGUGGCACUAGCUGAGAAACCCCGAACUUCCAAGAAAACAGGGGGCAAGAGGAUCUCAGAAGGGAAGAAAAAAGACAGACAUCUUUGA